UCAUUAGGUCUGUCCUUAAAAAAAGACCGGCCCAAAUAGCAGUGGUUCGGUCCUUUUCAACAUUUCCCCUUCCCCUCCGACUGCGCAGCCUCUUCAACAUUACACUAAAGGAGCAGAGCAGAGCAUCGCCCUCGGCGCACGUUAGAGCCUCCUGGACUCGCAUCCGGCAACACACCCUAGUCCACACACCUGCCUGCCCCUCCCGGUUUUCUUCGAAGUCAAACAGAGGCAGAGCUUCGCCCUUCCUUCCCAUCGUGCAUCCAGUUAAAUUUGUUUGGAAGGCCUCAAAGGCCCAAAUCCGACACACCAAUCCUACUUCUGCUUGGUCUUUGUGAAGUUGGAGUGAGAGUGGAGCGAGACUUUUAGUUUUGGAGGUGAAUUUGGAUUUCAGAUUCAACCUCCAAUUAAUUCGGAGGGAUUUUGCAUGUUCUUUACUUCUCAUUAAGGAACUAGCUGGUUUCAGAAAGCAUGGCCAAGCAUCAUCCAGAUCUGAUUAUGUGCCGGAAGCAGCCAGGAAUUGCCAUUGGAAGACUUUGUGAGAAAUGUGAUGGGAAGUGUGUAAUCUGUGACUCCUAUGUGCGCCCUUGCACUCUUGUGCGGGUUUGUGAUGAAUGCAACUAUGGGUCCUUUCAGGGUCGCUGUGUUAUCUGUGGAGGCGUGGGGAUUUCUGAUGCCUACUAUUGCAAGGAGUGUACGCAGCAGGAGAAAGAUAGGGAUGGAUGUCCGAAAAUUGUUAAUUUAGGUAGUGCAAAAACUGACCUAUUUUAUGAACGCAAGAAGUAUGGUUUUAAGAAAAGAUGAUGAGCAGUGGAUAGAAAAAUAUCUGGUGCUUUUGAACUGCCUUUCCUUUUUUGGUUGCUCUGUUUGAGAUGACGGCUCUUGUUAUGUUGGAUGAUGAGCAUGGCAUAAACAUAUAUAUGCUACUUUUUUAAAUAGCUUUUAUGCACUAAAAUAUCUUCGAAGAUAUUGAAGCGUUGUUUGUGACUAAAAUGAACGAGUAUUUUGUGGAAUAUAUUACCGUUACAGUGACUCGAACCUGUAAUGUCUUUGAAA
This is a messenger RNA of Carya illinoinensis, 1053 nucleotides long. Its product is annotated as PHD finger-like domain-containing protein 5A. Lineage: Eukaryota; Viridiplantae; Streptophyta; Magnoliopsida; Fagales; Juglandaceae. Gene Ontology annotation, cellular component: precatalytic spliceosome; U2 snRNP; U12-type spliceosomal complex. Gene Ontology annotation, biological process: mRNA splicing, via spliceosome. The record is from RefSeq and is a predicted model, not a curated record. Bases 469 to 801 code for a protein of 110 amino acids. The transcript is spliced from 4 exons.